Messenger RNA from Encephalitozoon hellem ATCC 50504, 1377 nucleotides. Its product is annotated as calcineurin-like phosphoesterase domain-containing protein. Gene Ontology annotation, molecular function: protein serine/threonine phosphatase activity. The record is from RefSeq and is a predicted model, not a curated record. The coding region runs from base 1 to 1377 and encodes 458 amino acids. The transcript has a single exon. Gene Ontology annotation, cellular component: cytosol; nucleus. Lineage: Eukaryota; Fungi; Microsporidia; Unikaryonidae.
AUGUCACUAUUUGAAUUGAAUGUGAAUGAUAAAGACAUACCCUUUAUGGAUAAGGGCAAGCUUCUCAAGCCACUUGUAGCUGUGUUGUUUGUGAUAGGUAUAGCCAAUGCCAUACUCUUGAUGGUCCAGAAGAGUUCGGUGAAGACUCUGAACAAGGAUAGAUCUUCGCCGGCAUACAACAACUGCGCAAUCUAUUACAAAAGAAAGAACUUCCCGAGGUCAUUAGCCUUCGGACUUGAAUCAUUGAGGUACUGCAAAAGUGAUAAUGCCCUGGAAAAAAUAUGUGCUGCGUACCUUAGAAUGGGAAUGCUAAAGGAGUAUAUGGAAGUGUACGAGAAGAUAGAAGAUAAAAGCCGUUGCCAGGAGAUCAAAGCUUUGCUGCAUAGAAUGAAACUGAGCACCCAGACAGUCGGGAAGUAUCUGGAAAAGCGCAUUACAAUGAAGAGGCUGCAUGACUUAUCCAAAGAAAUAUCUGAGGGAAAGGUAAUACCUGAAGAUGUAUUGAAGGGCAUUCUUGAUCAAGGGGAAAAUCUUUUGUUAGGAUGUGAAAAUGUCGUAUAUGUUGAAAGCAAGGGGGAGGUCAUAGUUUUUGGUGAUACACAUGGGCAAUACUUUGAUAUUGCUGGGGUUUUGAAUGAGAUAUUUGAUAAAGAAAGAACAUUUAUAUUCAAUGGGGACUAUGUGGACAGAGGAACACACUCUGUAGAGAAUUUUGCGCUCCUACUCUCUCUCAAGAUUCUGUUUCCAGAGAGGGUUCAUCUCACAAGAGGAAACCACGAGCUUAUGAAUAUAAACGAACGUUAUGGGUUUUUCCAUGAGGUAAGAAGGAAGUAUCCACAUAGCAGUGAUUCUGUGUAUAGGAAGUUCCAGGCGGUGUUUAGGGCAUUGCCUAUUUCAAUAAUCGUCAACGAGAAGGUCUUUGUGACGCAUGGCGGGCUACCGGAGACUCCAGUAAAUAUAGAUGAACUGCAAAAGUUAUAUAGGAUGACCGACGAACAUAAAAACGAGUUACUUAGCGGGCUUUUGUGGUCUGAUCCCGAAGAGAUGACGGGUGUAAAGAAAAGUAAGAGGGGGGCUGGGGUGAUUUUUGGAAAGGAUGUAACAAGCCGGUUUCUAGAGGAAAAUGGACUAGAUCUUCUGGUAAGAAGCCACGAAGCCGCCAAGGAUGGGUACAAAGUGAACCACGAAGGAAGGACUGUGACUGUGUUUUCUGCACCUGAUUAUGAAGGCACCAAGAGCUUUGGAUCGUAUCUGGUUCUGUACCCCUCGAAGGAUGGUGGAGAAGACGUUAUCAAUGUGUCCCAUCUUACAAAAUAUAAAGUAGAAAGAUUUGGAAAGUCUGGGAACUCCGUAGUGCUAAAACUUUCAUGUGAUUAA